AUGCCAUCCGCUUCGACUGCAAAUAUACAAUAUGCCGACGAAGUCGUGCGAGGAGGAUAUGGAAAGAUAUUCGAGGGCCAUACAGUCUUCCUCACUGGAGGUACUGGGUGCUUAGGAGGUUGUCUCCUGUACAAGCUAGCUUUACAACUGCCAACUCGAAAAAUUUUCGCCCUGGUUCGAGGGAACUCCCAGCGGGCUAUUGGAAAAUUGAGAAAAUCGAUGCCAAAUCAUGCGGAGGCAAUUUUAGCCACAAAGAAAGUCGAAUUUGUGAUUGGCGAUAUGAAAUUAGUGAACUUUGACAUUGAACCUGAUGUCCUUGGCCAACUUCAAGAUCAAGUGACGCUGGCUAUUCAUGCAGCAGCCAAGAUCAAGCUUGAAGGUCCCAUUCGCGAUGCACUGGAAAGCAACUGCCUCCCUGUGCUGGAAAUGGCACGGAUUGCCUCUGAAUUCCGGCGACUGAAACUCUUUAUCCAAAUCUCUACAUCAUACGUCAAUAGUCAUCUUCCCGAUGGCCCAGUUCUGGAGCGGAUAUAUCAAUUGGGAGGCGAAGAAGAUCCAGAGGUUGAGCUGGCAUCCAUAUUGACGCUUGGCACAUCACCACACGCGGGCAAAUUCUCGUCGACCUACACCCAAGCCAAGCAUCUCAUGGAACGUCUACUACUCAGCCGCUUCCCUCUUCUUCCAAUUCUACUGCUGCGGCCAACAAUCUUCGGUCCUGCGUUUAGACACCCCUACCCGCUAUACGGAUCGGAGGACUCCACGCCUCUCACCAAGUUUACUAGGCUCUGGUUCUCCGAUCGGGGUACCACACAAGUUUGGCAUGCCACCGAAGGCUAUAAAACAGGUACCAAUAUCCUGGAUGAGAUCCCCGUGGACCUUGUAGCAAAUGCAUGUUUAUUGCACGCAGCAGCACGGACUACGGGCAUUGUCCAGGUUGGUUCACAGCUCUAUCACCCUAUUACUUUUGAUGAGGUCUUCCGACUGGGCUUUGAGAAUGCCACGCCUGCAGUCCAGCGAGAGUUCCCGAAGAUCAUAUUCACUCAAGACCGCACUACACGGCAGUGCUUACUUGCUGAGUUGAUUCAAGUAGGAACUCGUAACUGGUUGUUCGAUUGCGGGCGGUCUUACUGGCUCAAGCAAGUGAGUGGGCCAUUGAGCAUGCAGGUGUGCAAGCAUGAGGCAGAUGCUCUAAAUUUGGUACGGACUCACGACGUCCUCGGGACUGGAAAGGAGAAAGCUCGGAUUUGA
Molecule: messenger RNA, 1248 nt
Organism: Penicillium concentricum
Lineage: Eukaryota; Fungi; Ascomycota; Eurotiomycetes; Eurotiales; Aspergillaceae
Product: Male sterility NAD-binding
Exons: 1
Coding region: 1-1248 (415 amino acids)
Biological process (GO): long-chain fatty-acyl-CoA metabolic process
Cellular component (GO): peroxisome
Molecular function (GO): alcohol-forming very long-chain fatty acyl-CoA reductase (NADP+) activity
Source: RefSeq, a predicted model, not a curated record